AGUCGAUGUCCAUGGUGCUGACAGGUGAAGUUCAAUGAGAGGGCAACGUUACUUAUAAUUUAUUUUAUUUUACUCUUCUACUUCAAGAUCCCAGAUAUCCAUUUAAUUAAACAUGACCCGAAGGGAAUCACCAUGCACCGCUGACUUCUCUGCAGACAGGCCAGCAGCCUCUCAGCUGAAGCAGGGGGAAACAGGCACCAUGGGCUCUAUGGAGAUGGAGUCAGAGGCUGCCAAGGAUGGAUUCUGGAUUAUACCAACUUCUUUCACCUACAAAGAACAUUAGGAUUCCGCAGUUCAAUCAUGGACUACUUUUUGCCAUCCUUUUUAAAUGAGUAUAUAGUUUGUUCAUUCAGCUGUGUUAUCUUGGAGUUUUUCUAUGUCACAUUUUCUCUUUUGGAUCCUGGAUUCUUUUAUUAAGCUGUAUUUAUGGUCUUAAACUGGUUUUAGUGAAGAUCAGGGUUGUUACCUACAGCUUUGUAAGUGGCUUGCCCCAGUGGGGACCAACUCCAGCAUUUUAGCAUCCACUUUGGAGCAGCAAAAAAUCCAGUUCCCCACCACACUUGUCUCCCACCUCCUUUCUCCAAAUCCCAGGCUGCACCUCUUCCAUCCUGACAGCACAGUCCAGAAAUCCUCCUGUCUGGAUGACUAAGGGAAGAAGUGCCAGACACAUAGCAUGGCUCACUCCUUACACCCCUCUGGCUGGAGGGAGAUGACAAAUGGAGGAGGGCACCCCCACUUCAACAAUGGAGGCCAGAGCGGGGGUCCCCACAGCAACACACGCUACAUGCUGAAGAAACAGCACCGCCACAGACACAGGUCCUGCUCACCAAUGGGAAGGGUCAUUCUCAUCAAUGCACCUGUUGAUGGAGGAGAUGAGAGUGAAGACAUUCACACAGUGACAGUAGAUAAGAGUCCAGAUGGGCGUCUGGGUUUCAGUGUCCGCGGGGGCUCCGAACACGGACUCGGCAUAUUUGUCAGCAAGGUGGAGGACGACAGCUCUGCAGCGCAGGCUGGGCUGACUGUGGGUGAUAAGCUGGUGGAGGUGAAUGGCGUCAGCCUGGAGAGCAUCACCAUGAGCAGCGCUGUGAAGGUCCUGACGGGCAACAACAGGCUGAGGAUGGUGGUGAGACGGGUGGGCAAGAUUCCCGGCAUCCGUUACUCCAAGGAGAAGACCACAUGGGUGGAUCUGAUUCACCGGCGGAUGGUGGUGGAGGAGAGCGGUCGCACACCGUCAGAGGCCAGCUCAGACAGCGCUCUCCGCAGAAUCGUGCAUCUCUUCACCACGUCAGAUGACUACUGUCUGGGCUUUAACAUAAGAGGAGGCAAAGAGUUUGGACUGGGAAUUUAUGUUUCUAAGUUGGACCCAGGUGGGCUUGCAGAACAGCAUGGCAUCAAAAUGGGUGAUCAAAUCCUUGCAGCCAACGGGGUCAGCUUUGAUGACAUCACCCAUAGCAAUGCAGUCGAGGUCCUGAAGAGCCACACCCAUGUCAUGUUGACCAUCAGGACUCCCAUCAUUGGCCUAUGGUAA
This is a messenger RNA of Micropterus dolomieu (smallmouth bass), 1528 nucleotides long. Its product is annotated as PDZ domain-containing protein 7-like. Gene Ontology annotation, cellular component: stereocilia ankle link complex; stereocilium tip; plasma membrane. Gene Ontology annotation, biological process: auditory receptor cell stereocilium organization; sensory perception of sound. The record is from RefSeq and is a predicted model, not a curated record. Gene Ontology annotation, molecular function: protein binding. The transcript has 7 exons. NCBI's taxonomy places the organism in Eukaryota, Metazoa, Chordata, Actinopteri, Centrarchiformes, Centrarchidae. The coding region runs from base 674 to 1528 and encodes 284 amino acids.